Molecule: messenger RNA, 11399 nt
Organism: Malaya genurostris
Lineage: Eukaryota; Metazoa; Arthropoda; Insecta; Diptera; Culicidae
Gene: Src64B
Product: tyrosine-protein kinase Src64B
Exons: 6
Coding region: 1691-3307 (538 amino acids)
Biological process (GO): cell differentiation; protein phosphorylation; cell surface receptor protein tyrosine kinase signaling pathway
Cellular component (GO): extrinsic component of cytoplasmic side of plasma membrane
Molecular function (GO): signaling receptor binding; ATP binding; non-membrane spanning protein tyrosine kinase activity
Source: RefSeq, a predicted model, not a curated record
UCGAGAGAAGAGUGUGCUCCAGUCUAGUGUUGCGAUCGGUUGCAUGCGCGUUUUAUUUCCCUGCGGGUUCUGUUGGGGUUGUGUAGAUGGUGUGAAUCCGGAUGUUUUUUUUUAUGUGAACAUUUUCCAGUAGACUGAACUGUUUACCGACCGAUGUCAACGAAAAAAUGGUGCGUGUGCAGGCUGCGAGAAGGCACUCUAGUAUGAAAUAGGACACGGUAGUCACUAGUUCCCCAUCAGUGUCCAAACUCCAAAAGUGAAGGAAGCAGAAGUAGAAGAAGAAAAAACGGCUGAAACUUGACGUUUUGUGCUGCUGAAGGUGUUCGUUUCAGAGCAGAAUGUGUGAUUGAAUAUCACUGAAAAAGCAAAAUAAGUGAAAGAAUUCAAGUAAUUUUAAAGUGUCGAAAAAAAAAAUUGUGAAUGAAGAUUGGUCAUAAGGAAGCAAGAAUUUUAUUAUUCACCGACUUUCCAAAAGUAGCCUGUGUUUGUGAUAGUACAUUGCUUUUUUGUUGUGAGGAUAUAGCAGCAACCGAAGGAGGAGGAUAUGUGAAAACUCACAAACACAGAUAAACAACCAGCAUAAACGUUGUAGCCGAGCAAAGGAGGCGACUGGGAUUAUGUCUACAGCACCGCACUGAGUAGUCGCGCAAUAACAACAGCAGCAUCGAGCAACAUUGCAGGAUUUCAACGUUUCAAAACAGGAGCGGAAUAAUAAAGAACGCCUUCGCUGACCCCGAAGAACGCCAAGUCCGAAAAUGGCAGUUGAAAGCAACCUCCUGAGAAUAGAUUUGCGUUUUUGCCAUCAGCACCAACACAAACUGCUUCGCCACUAGGUCUGGCCUGGUGAUAAUUUUGAUUUGUUCCCGACGUUUUUUGCAGCCGACGGAGCUGCGAAGGGGAAAACCGAAAAAGGCAAACCAAGGCUGAAAUUGCCGGACUGUCCUCCAUUACUGUCUUUCAGGAUUACACUCCUGAGCGAGUACUCGGUCGACCUAAUGAAAAAAGUUUCAUUUCUGCGGUAGUGCGGCGAGCUUCGGUUUGACAGUCUUCAUUUCUCACAGGAUGAAAAUGCUCCAGGGAAAAGAAAACGAAAGUUGAAAGCGUGAAGCAAUUGAUCUGCACACGGCGCCUGCAGCUUUCUAUCACUGGAAAAGGGUUUCCAAUAUCAGAUGAACGUUUCAUCGUCGGUCGCAUCUCUAGGAGAAUUCAUCAUUUUUUUGGACGCUAUAUUCCGCAAAGUUAACGAAAAAACAAGUUGUCCGGACAUCCUCUGCUCAUCUACAAGCACAACCGCAACAACAGCAUUUAACUCGUGCCAAUGUAGUUUGGAAGAUAUUUCUAAGUGAAAGCAAACUUAUGAUUAGACGAAGUAGGUCUAAUCUUGAAACUAGAUAGACAACGGUCAGUCCGUAGCAGGAAAAGAAAAAAAUCCUAGGAACGGAACGCACAUAUCCGAUCCCCCCCCCCACGAACAAAAUAAAGCCCACUGGUGCCUGGUACAACAAGCCAACAGUAUCUUCGAAACCAAUACCAAAAGUAACAGGCUCGAAACUAUCGCCAACAAUUUAAAAAAAAACAAAAACAAAACGUGUAUACACAUCAGCGAAACAUCUCCUCUAGCAUCGUCGUAUAGUAGCGAACUACACAACAUUAGCAUUUCGAUCGGCAGCACAAAUACGAGUAGCAUACGAUGGGUAACAAAUGCUGCAGCAAACGACAGGAUCAGGAACUGGCCCUCAGCUAUCCGGGUGGCUACAAGAAGGGCGAGAAUUCGUUCACUUCUAACCUAUCCGGUCCGAAGCACAACAACGGCGGUGGCUCGCUGGAUUCGCGAUACACACCGGACCCCAACCGGGGACAGCUGAUCAAACAUCCGAAGGGCGGCGUGGACAUCAUCCGACCGCGGACAACACAACUUCUCCCCGGACACAGCACCCGACGGAUAGUGGUGGCCCUGUACAACUACAAUGCUCGGGAGGAAACGGAUGUCAGCUUCGUCAAGGGCGACCGGAUGGAGGUACUGGACGACACCGAGUCGGACUGGUGGCGAGUGGUGCACCUCAAAACACGUCAGGAAGGUCUCAUUCCGUGGAAUUUUGUUGCCGAAGAUCGUAGCGUCAACAGUGAAGACUGGUUUUUCGAGAAUGUAUCUCGGAAGGAAGCUGACAAGCUUCUACUGGCGGCGGAGAAUCCACGCGGUACCUUCCUGGUACGGCCGUCCGAGCAUAAUCCGAACGGAUUUUCCCUUUCGGUUAAGGAUUGGGAAGAAUCACGGAGCUAUCACGUGAAACACUACAAAAUAAAACCACUGGACAACGGAGGCUACUACAUCGCAACGAAUCAGACUUUCCCCUCGCUACCUGCUCUCGUGAUGGCAUAUUCCAAAAAUGCCCUUGGUCUAUGUCAUGUACUGUCGAGCCCGUGUCCAAAACCACAACCACAGGUAUGGGAUCUCGGACCGGAGCUUCGAGACAAAUGGGAGAUUAAUCGAAACGAGGUACAGCUAAUUCGCAAGCUAGGUCACGGUAAUUUCGGCGAGGUGUACUACGGCAAAUGGCGUAAUAACAUCGAGGUUGCUGUGAAAACGCUUCGCGAGGGCACCAUGUCGACUCAGGCCUUCCUCCAGGAGGCAGCGAUCAUGAAGAAAUUCCGUCACAGUAGGCUAGUCGCGCUAUACGCAGUCUGUUCCAAAGAAGAACCAAUCUACAUUGUCCAGGAGUACAUGUCCAAGGGUAGUUUGUUGGAUUAUCUGCGGACCGGGGAUGGUCAGUUUCUGCAGUUCGAAGAUCUGAUCUACAUCGCCGCCCAGGUCGCUUCCGGCAUGGAGUACUUAGAACUGAAACAACUAAUACACAGGGAUCUGGCCGCCCGGAACGUGCUGAUUGGUGAGAACAAUGUAGCGAAGAUCUGUGAUUUCGGUCUGGCACGGGUGAUAGCAGAUGACGAGUACUGUCCGAAGCAGGGUUCACGGUUCCCCGUCAAAUGGACGGCACCGGAGGCGAUCGUGUACGGCAAGUUCUCGAUCAAAUCGGACGUUUGGUCGUACGGUAUCCUGCUGAUGGAACUGUUCACCUACGGUCAGGUGCCGUACCCGGGAAUGCACAGCCGCGAGGUAAUCGAACAGAUCGAACGGGGCUACCGAAUGCCAAAGCCAACGAAUCAUCACCUACCGGACGAUAUCUACAGUCUGAUGCUCAAGUGCUGGGACGCGAUACCGGAGAAACGUCCGACGUUCGAGUUCUUGAAUCACUAUUUCCAGAACUUUACCGUCACGUCGGAGGUGCCCUAUCGAGAGGUGCAAGACUAAGGAGACCGAGCCUGCGAGAGUCGGAGUCCAAGCGCUGCUCCCUAUUUGCUUUUGGGAUGGGUCCUACUACACUAGUAAGCUUAAACAUACACAGAGAAACAAAGUUGAGCAGACAUUACAUUGUAGACUUUAAACUAAAACAUACAUUACAUGCAAACAUACACAUACACACGCGCAGUGACAUUGCUUUACGUUGCUAGAAGAAUCGUAAUAGGAAUGACAAACAGUGUUUUAAUUAGUAGGGUGGAGAGUUACUCGAUCGAUUGGAACGGGUUUUAGCACACUGUGUGCGGAUUAACAAUAGUAGGCACCUUUUUCCGUUCACAACACAUGAAAGUUAUGUGAAAAAACAAGUAGAGUAUAAGAUCUAUUUCUUAUACGUAAACGUAAUUCGUUUAUAAUUAUCAUUACAAACUAGUUGCACCUGGUAUCUAAUUGAUGUUCAUAUUCAUAACAGUUUCUGUGCAUGAACAAGAAAUUUGUUCCUAAUGGUGGUUUUAUUAUUUAUAGAAUAGAUUUUUCCCGUGUGUAGCAACUAGAAUUUGGCUUAUUAUUGAAAUCAUGAUACCAAAACUUUGGAAUUAAAAACUGUUCCGUCAAUGUAGACCCAAUUCGUGAUAGGUUGACCGUUGAGGAAAGUUGGUAUAUUUUCAUCGAAUCCAUUUGCUCAGGAAGCUUAGUGCAAUCCAUAGCUCUUCUAGAUUUGUCUUUCAGUCGUUAAAUUGUUUGCGGUCUCAACAACGAGUAGAUUACUUGGCUUGAUAAGAACAUUUGUCCAUUUAGAAUCCCAGCCAAGAGGAAAGAUGCGUUUAUAGUUCUAGUGCACCAAUCCGGUAACGUACAUAACGUCACUAACUACAAAGGUUUCUAAAUUCUGAACUGCUUACCUAAAGUUGGAUCUUCUUCACCCAUCCGUAAAACAUAUCAUCUUCACUAAUCAGCACGAGUUUGUCAGAGAGCGACCAGCUAAAACCACGAACUCAAUGAACUAUGUUUCUACACUUAUUACCAGCUCGCUUUUGAAAAAAAAAAUGAGGCUAUUCAGACUCCCUGAUUGGAUAACUAAAUGAAUUUUAUCGUUGCAUACUGAUUGUACUCUCUGAGUCCGUUACAUCGGGUGCUCCACAAGGGAGUCAUCUCGGAUCACUUCUUUUCGUUCUAUUCGUUAGGGUUAAAAAUUUGGUCCAUUUUCAUUAUUUUACUGUACAGAUACCAGAGAAGGCAGGGGAAUUCGUUUUGAAGCAUCGGUCGAUGUAUGUUUGAUGAUAAGGAAAAUAAUUUUUAUAUAUUAAAACUAUUCAAAAAGGCAAACAUAUCCAACAUUUUCCGAGACUGGUUUUAAAAACCAGUCACAUUAUAUCUUCCGAAGUUGAAUUCUAAUACCUACAAAUAGUGUAUAGAAUUGAUCAGGAGACUAGUCUAGUGAAGCUCCGAUACUACUACUGUGGGCAAAAAAUAGUAGGACUUUGUUCAUGAUUUCGAAAUUCUUGAUUUAUUCUUCCAAAUCUAUUUCGUCCCCCUCAAAGUAAUACCCCCGGGCCCAAUACACUUGUGCCAACGUACGUAGUUCCAGUUCGAUUUUUAGUAUUCUGCACAUAAGUCUAGAUCUCUUGUAACUUUCUAGCUACAUUCCGAACUAUAGUUAUAAGGCGUUCUAUUUUUCGUUUGAAGGCUCAAACCACGUGUUAGUGAUCGUUCUCGUUGAUCUGGCUUUUUUUCGGAUCUUCGCUUUCGAUCAAUAGUCAGACGUUCUAUGAUGCCAGACACCAGAAUCGUUUCAAGAUACCAGACACCGUAGAAUUCGCGAUUCCAAACUUUUUUCCGUCAGAUCCUUAUUCUCAAAGUAUUCGUGUGAAACUUAUUCGCGCACUUACUGUUCUUUCGUAACCAUUUUGAAAUUUUUGGUUUAUCCGAUUAGAGAUGUCGUAAUAUCGAUCGAUAAUCAAGUAACAUUAUUUCGAUUAGUUUGAAACAAAGGUAUCAUAUUUACAAUAGAUCCAGCUCUCACAUUUCCCGGUCAAAUCAUUGGCAACAUCCUUUUUUGCGAGCAUGGUGCCCUCAGACGAGUCCGUAUCGAAUCUCGUACAUACAAGUAGGGCAGAGAAAUAUCACGCCAAAAUAGCAGCACUGCGCACCCGUACAAUUGACAUGAUGUGUUGAAUGUGAUGCCGUGCGAUGGCGUUGCUGAACUGCAGACUGAUUUCGCUCCAAGCUGUCAGGGUCUGUUUGAAAUUUUAUCGAAUAAUUUGAAAAAAUCGACAUUCCUACAUCUGAUGGAAUCAACUGACAGAAUGUAAACAAUACACAUUGAACUAUGUCUACGCAAAACUUCAAUGAAUGUUAUCCAACGAAUCAAAAGAGCAAUUUAAGUGUGUGCGGAUUUCAAGCGGUUUAAUCUUACUUUUUUUACAUUUCGCCGUCGGCUCAUCGAGUUUAAUCUAAGUUCUUCGGAUAUGUAGCACUAGAUAAAGACGAAAUUCAGAACUAGUGAAAUACCCUAAAUUUCAAAAUAAACUGUGGAAAAACUUACAAAAUUGUCUGAAAACUUCAAUUUUUUCCGAAUUUGAACAGCGGAGUUUUCGGCAAUCAUCUCGGUAAAGUUUAUAGCAUCCGGAAAUGUCGGAAUCUGACCUGAAUUCGUCGAAAUUUUUUGGUUUUGUGCGGAUGAUGAAUUGCCGAGAUUUUCGUCGUAAUGAAAAUAAAUGAAAAAGUAAGAAGUGAAAAAUUACUUCCACUCAAAUAUUAAAUUAUUUGCUCGUAAUAUUUGACAUAAAGCAAUUAUCAGUUUGGAAAAUAUCGAUCAUUUCUGUUGUUUCAAUUUGUGGUAGAGAGAUAUAUGUUAAAGGACUAUUCACACAUUUCAGUUCCGUGAAAUGUCAGUGUUCUUUUUUGUCGGAAUCCUUCCGUUCUGUAUCCAUUCCGGCACAGCAAAUUCAGUGACAUAUCGACCUCAGUGAAAAUAAAAAAAUUUCGGCGACGACGAAUUUGUGUUAGCCGGACGGACGCUACACUGACGGCGAGCUGUACUGAAACGGUACGGUGCCGGAUAGGUGUGAAUGCGCGCAUAGAAAACGAAUGAAAUAAUAUCAGUAUCCGUGCACGGUGUCGUGCCGGCACUGAACCGGACCGGAUAUAUGUGAAUAGUCCUUAAACGACAAAUUGUCAAUGGAACAGUGUUCAAUCUGACCAGAGAAGCCAGAUCUGCAGAUUUGUCUGUAAAUUUGCAGAUUUCGUACAUAGUGCUGAAGACAUUUCGUCAAAAUUUACAGACUUGAAAUUGUCGCGAACUUUUUUUUUUGUUCGCUAAAUCAGUUUUGCGUAUCAUACUUCAUAGAGAAAUGGCUGCCAACAAGACAUACUUGCUGACUGCAGAUUUUUUUCGGAUGUACAGCCUUUUCCAACCCUGUCUGAAGAUAUUUGAAAUUUUUACCUGCCAUCUCUGAAUCUGACUGAUUUAAGGAUCGGUCGUUUUCCAUGUUCCAGCGCCUAAAUUUGGAGUAUUAACUGGACAAAUAUGUGAUAGAAGAAUCGUUCUUCCGAUGAUAUUUCGUACUCCAGCGGUGAUGCUGACAAAGUUCUAUGAUCAUUCAUAAUGUGACCUUUCAAAGAUUAUAAGUGAUUCUACCUCGCGUCACAUUUCGGAAUCAUACAAAUAUUUAAAUACUUAAUUGGAAUAAAAAUGUUUAAGCUUUAUAUGAUAGUUGACAUGCCGUUGCAAGUCGUUAACAUAUCCCGCAUCAGCUUAUUUACGAUGGAUGCAUAGUUAAUUAAGUAGUGCUAAUCUCUACAAUAACUAGAAAAGGCAAAAGACAACGCAUGAAUCAUGAAUGUUUAUUGAAAUUAAAGUCUUGAUAUUACAUUUCUUCUGUGAAACUUCGCAGCCGAUUCUUAAGCGUACAGAACCAUUGCAUGGCUAGUGCUAUAGUCAAUUGCUGUUGAACAUCGAUUUAACAUAACAAGGGGCUAAAAAUUUAGUAAUAAUCGAACGAAUAUCUCAGUAAACGCAAUAUUUACCGAAAUUUCGGCCGAAUGAUGCUUCGUCGUGUUUUGACGUAGGACUAUGUUUUCCUUGACUAUGCUCACCUGGGUGCAUUUUCAAAAUUUCAUGACACGCAAGUGUAACGAAAUUACUCCAGAUUUGAUUUCUUAACAACUGUUUCCCCACAGAGAACAAACAUCCAAACUAGUACAAACUUUUUUAAAAAAGCUAUGUAAAUCAUACAAGCAAAAAUCCGCUCGAAUGCAAGAGCCCAUAAAAAAUUCCUGGGUUGCUCGAAGCGCCUCUGUAGAAGAAUUCCUACUUGGCGAUUGCUUUUUAAGACAACCGUUUAAUUUCUUACACACAUUGAAAUCUAUACUUGGAUGUCUGGAUGGAUAAAUAGAACCUGUUGCUUGUUUGCUAGCUUCAGUCUAUGAUAAUCCAUGAACGAAGACACAUCGGGUGCGCAGGCUGCCAUCUACGCCAAAACAGUGGAGCUACACCCGCCAUUAUUCAACUGGUGCUUCAAUCUAUGUCCCGGGUUGGUGGUUCAAUGCAUAGGGCGCUGGUCUUACAAACCAGUUGUCGUAUGUUCCAUUCGUAUCAUCUUGCUGGUGGUCGUUUGCAUUAGAGAAAAAGAAAACGAAAAGUGGACAACAAUGGAGAAAAUUAUACAAAAUCAGCCGUUCUAAAUGUUAUCUAAAGAACUAUUGCAUGUUCUGAAAUGUUAUCUAAGGAAGAUUGCUUCUUUGCAAAUCGAAGAUAAAUAUCAGUUUCGUGCAAAUCUUGAAUAAUUUGAUUAGCUUUGUGCACUUUACGCUAUGCGAAAUUUACACCAAACGAACGAUAGCUAUCAUUUUGCUGCAUCGUGUUCGAGAAAAAUGUUCCGAACAGUGUUAUCGUAGAGAAUUCUACAACUUGGUCCUUCUGAAUGUCAGAAAUGAAUUUCGUACAGCAUUUUGAUAGUUUCUUUCACUGAAAAACUGCCCUAAACUGGCACCCUUUUGGCUAUAAUACAAAUCCUUUUCAAUACUAUAAAUCUUAAACGGUAUGAAAUCAAUUGCUAUCUAUACACAUCUCGAAUGCAGUCCUACGUCAACCUCGCGGUUAUGUUUCUGGCAUUACCUACUCCAAGUUUUUUCAGUAUCUUUUUUAGGCGAAAUCAAAAUCAUGUUUUAAUUGUGUAUCUUGUUUUGCAUUGCCCCAUAGAUAACGUAUAUUAAGUAGUUCUAUAGUCCCACGACAAAAGGACCUAACUGCAAAUGACAGUUUCUUUUUGUUUACAUUUUCUUUCACGAUUUACCGGAUUAGUUCUAUAUUAAUAUAGAGUUCCAAGAAGGUGCAUUUCUUCUUGAAAAAGAAGCCAUUUGUCUGGUCCUGUCCUAUGGUGGUGCAUUCCCAUCACGCCAAAUUUUCAGUUUUUGUGUAGGUUAAUAUCGCAAGUUUUGGCGUGAAUACGUCUUAUUUUACUUUGGAUCGUCUUUUAAAAAUGCGUGCUGUGAAAGAAUGGGUAGAACUUAAUCUUAAUUAUCUCGAGUCUCUGAAACUAAAUUCUUAUUCUAGAUUCGGGAACUAGAUUUUUAGAACUGGUUUCUAGACUAGAUUUUGGAACUGAAUUCAGUUCCUUAAUCUAAGCUCGAAACUCGUAACCAGAAUUCUGAUCCAGAAAUUCAACUGCAAAAUUCUAGAACAACAUUCAAGAUAUCAAUUCUAGAUCUGGUUUCUGAAACAAAAUUUUAUAUCUAAAACUCCAACCCAAAAUUUUGGAGCUGGCUGCAGAAUUAGAAUUUAUUUCCUAAAUUCUGUUCCAGAAUUCAUGUUCAGAAUUCCGAAAUAGCAUACUGGAAUUUAAUUCGGAGCCUAUGCUCUGAAACUAAAUUCAGGUUCGGAAUUUAGUUCUAGAUUUGAUUUCGAAAUCGAAAGUGAGUUCUGUUCCAGAAUUUUAGAAUUGAAUACAACAACUGAAUUCUUGAUCUGGAUCUCGAAUUACCUUAAUUUAAUUGGGGACAGUGUUGAGUUAUUUUGUACGACCGCUUAUACGAAAUAGUCGAUUCGACUUGAUUGCACCUCUGCAAUAAGAACGAUUUGAAAUAGUUCUUAAAUAUAGAUUAAAAAUUAUAAAUUUGAUCUAAAUGUCUCAAAUUGGAGAACUUUGGCCAAUGGUGUUCGAGUAUGACAAUUAAAAAAGUGGUUUAGGUAUUAUGGUAAGAAAUUUUUACAUUUUAUUGGAUAAAUUUUCCAUCUGAACUUCACUUAAGUUGUAAAGGCUUAUUUCCGAAGUUUAUUGGGUGUAUCUAAUCUAGGUAAUUCCACCGUUUCAACGCUACAGUACACUCUCCGACCAUGCAGCGUAACUUUGCGACUUUGAUUAGAAUCUAUGCACGUAUGUGGUGAAAAAUAAUUAGAAAAAAAACGAAUGCGACCGACUUUUAACUAUUUAGAGUAUGUAGAGCAAAAGAUUACAUGAGUGCAUCAACUAUUUGAAAGAAGAAAAAAACUGUAAUACUAGUCGUCCUCACAGAAUGAUUCGUCAGUGAAAUGAGUUCUUUUGUAAUAUAGUUUCCUAUUAGUUGUAAACGCAGUGCAUCUAUUUAGUCAAACACACCGUCACGAGUUUCGAUUUGUUUAGUUUUUUUUUAUUAAACUUCAUCAAUACAUCAACACUGUGCAUAAAAAAUCCUCUGUCAUAUUUCCAUUCUGCAAACUUUUGAAGCGUUGCUUCAUCAUUUACCUUUACCAAUUCGCAUUGAAAUGCACAACAAAAAAAACCGUAUUUGUUCGAUCUUGUAGUUGAGGAACGCUGAAACGUUGCAAAAGUCAUGCUUAGUGAGUAGAUAAAAUCUGGCAUCCUGCUGAAACGAAGUACUAGAGCUGUGUGAUCAUAGUAUGCGUGGAGUGCAACAGUUUCCUAUAUGCUAGUGCGCACGCCUCUCUUCGGAUAGUGUUGUGAGGUGCAUUGUAACAUUGAAUUAUAUUACUAAAUAAUAAAAAAAAUACAAAACAGCCGAAACAACUGAAAAUCACUUUUACGACUAUUUAUAUUUAUAUAAAUUAAUUUACUGAACAUAUUAAUUAGAAUUAUCAACCAAAACCCUCAUCGUUUGGUUCGUCAGACUAUGUAAUUAGGAAUACGAAACAAGGCGUGGUAGAAAUUCAUUGAAAUUUUAUCUGCAUACGAAGGAAAGUAAAUUACAAACAGGAAGUCACAUUUUUUACUCUCUACUCUGUAUUUCUAACCAAUCGAAAUUUAGUGAAAUGAUUCCGAUUAGAGGCAAUCUUAUCAAAUGUAAGUGAACAAAAAACACAUUUCUGUCCAAUACACGAAUGACAAUUGCCAAUAGAAACUUUUUCUGCUAGGAGGACUCGUCUGAGAAAGGGGAAAAGCGUACAAAUCAGUACGAAUUCGAACUUUAAGCAACCAGUAAAAAUGCGUUCCCCCUUCUCUGAACUGCAACACUCCUACCGAACGUAGGGCACGCGUACCGGAACAAUAAAUCACCAUUAACCACUAGAGGACAUUUUAAUACCCUCCCAUUCCAUAACAAAUACAACAAAACAAAAAAGAAAAAUAAACAAUUUUUAACAAAUUUCCCUGCUAAAGAAGCAAAAUUUACAACUGAAAAAAAAACAAUUUUUACAAACUGAAUCGCGCUAAACAUUUUAUACACGAAAAACGACAAACCUAAUCCUACCACACACAGCCCUCUGCAAUCAACCGACCGUUGUUUAUUUUCCCUGCUUCCUUGGAUGGGAAAAAAAAACAAUAGCCACGCCAUAUACGAAGGGAAAGUGAAAAUUUGGGAGUUUUUUUGAAAGUACAGCAACCGCAGCAGCUAAUUGGAGUUUCUACGUAAGCGAAGAGUGCGAGUUCAAACGAAGCAAACAGUAAGCAGUAAGCUAUCAACUAGAAAGAAUGAUCGCAAAAACAAAAAUGAAAACGAAUAAACAAGUAACAACAAAAAGAACAUUAAUUAUAAGCUCUAAUCGUAUAAGGCAAAACACACACUCACACGCAUGCAAGUGGUGAAGAAAUAAAACCAAUUCUAUGUUUAGUGGUUUGUUGUAUGAUAAACAAAAUAUAAUAAAAUGGAAAAACUGAAAAAACCUUUCAAA